Molecule: messenger RNA, 1545 nt
Organism: Dracunculus medinensis (Guinea worm)
Lineage: Eukaryota; Metazoa; Nematoda; Chromadorea; Rhabditida; Dracunculidae
Source: the annotation of a GenBank genome assembly
AUGUAUCGAUAUACAACGGCAAUAAUUAUGAUGAUUAUGCUUAUGCACUGUAAUCGCACAGAUUUCUGCUAUUCGCCAUUAAAUCUUUUCAUAGCAUCUAAAAUGUUCGAGCAAGUAUUUGAUGAAUUAGCCAAACGAUUCGGUUUUGAUAAAGAAUUAUUUUGCGUGAUACAACUUGGCAUAGCUUUUAUGUUGGUAUUUGUCGGUUUUGACGCUCAAGCUUUCAUUGCUGAAAAUGCCCUGCAUUCAAUUGCCUUUCUUCAUCCUGGACGAAUCAACAACAAUGCUGGUUACUAUGGAAUGGCGAUUACUUAUCUAUCUUUCACGUUGAUGACUCUCGUUACACCGAUCAUCGUGAAUAAAAUUGGUGCUAAAUGGAGUAUGUUUGCUGCAAGCUUAGUAUAUUCACUAUUUAUGCUUCUUUUUAUAUUGGUCAAUAAUUAUUUGUAUUACGUAAUGUCAAGCCUUAUGGGUGCAGCUGCGGCUUGUAUGUUUACUUGCACAUUAUUUGUUAAUUCGUUAAUAUUGUGGAAUGGUCAUGGGGUAUAUAUUAAACAAAUUACGUCGACUGGAAAUGUUUCAAGAAACAUUGGCCUACACUGGAGUAUUAAUUUUCUUAGUUCUGUAUUUGGUGGAUUAAUCAUGUUGAUUAUCUUGAAUAAAACAAAGACAAUGAAAUACUUAACCAUGGAAGUCAUCGGAUAUAUAUUCUAUGGACUUGCAAUCACUACUGUUAUGUCCAAUAUAUUAUUCUUUUUCUUGCCAAACUAUUCCGUCAAUAAAUUUCAACUUUCGCGCAAUUUCUUAAAAAAUCUUGAAAAGACUUUUUCAUUAUUACUUGAUCGACGCAUGUGGCUACUGGCAAUAUGCUUUUUAUAUCUUGGCUUUCUUCUUGGUUUUUAUUUGUCUAUAUUACCAUCGUCUAUGUUGUUUUCGAAGUUUAUCGUUGGUUAUGGAAAUGAAAUUGUUGCCUAUUAUGCUAUUGUUUUAGGUAGUGGAGAAAUAAUAGCUGGACUUUUUGUAAGUUAUAUGAGCAAACGGAUUGAAGGUUUUGGUUUCAUGCCUACGAUGCUGCUGGCUAUUCCACUUCAUUCAUGUGCAUAUCUUGGCGUUUUACUUACAUUUCCAUCAGAUGCAAAUUUCCAUCCAACGACUUCGACAACUAAUGCUGAGAUGAAGUUAUAUUCAGCCAAUUUCAGCCUUUCGUGUUGGUUGAUUAUUAGUUUUCUGCUUGCAGUCGGUGAUAGCUUUUGGAAUACGAUUCGAACAACAGUAAUAACCCAUCUUUAUCAAAAUAAUAGUUCACAAGCAUUUGCUCUAAGCAAAUUUUUUCAAGUAAUGUAUUUGUCAAAAGAUUCACUGGCAACAUCCAGUAUAUUGUUCGGCUCAGAUUUGGUAACUCUUCAUUGGCAAAUACUUUUAUUAGCAUCUUUUCUAAUUUUCGCAUCGAUAUCAUUCUCUAUCUUAUGGAGAAUCAACAAAGAUGAUUUUAUAGCUCCUAAAAUGGAGGUCGCCGUCAUAACUGCUGAAGUGAAAAUUACAUAA